Molecule: messenger RNA, 3810 nt
Organism: Xyrauchen texanus (razorback sucker)
Lineage: Eukaryota; Metazoa; Chordata; Actinopteri; Cypriniformes; Catostomidae
Product: CAP-Gly domain-containing linker protein 4-like
Exons: 15
Coding region: 133-2280 (715 amino acids)
Molecular function (GO): protein binding
Source: RefSeq, a predicted model, not a curated record
GUCACGAUGACGGAAGUGAUUGAAAGCAACACUAAGCUAAAACCAGAGGAAAACAAGAAAAAAUGAAGCUGGCGAUCCAACGACAGAAAGUUCGGGUUUUUGUUUCAUAAAGGGAGAGGUAGUGAGGGAGAGAUGACCAAGGAGGAUGUACUUAGAGAGUCUUCAGAGGGAAACUCAGUCCUUGGGCUUUACAACAUUAUUACCAGAACCUCUGAGCGCCCAGUGAUUCAUCAGGUGUCGUCAGCACCCAUGCCCUCAGACAGUGAGUUCUCCUUCUUCGACCCGUGUGAUCCUCAGUGUCAAGAAGUUCUGUUGGACCCUCAGACCACUGUGCCCGAGCUCUUCGCUGUUCUCAGGCAGUGGGUUCCCCAAGUUCAGCGAAAUAUUAGUCUUAUAGGCAAUGAGAUUCUGAAGAGAGGCUGUGGCGUUAAUGACAGAGAUGGUCUCACAGACAUGACAUUACUGCACUACUGCUGCAAGGCAGGUGCUCCUGGAAUAGGUGAUGCUGAAAGCGCUGCCAAUUUCGCCCAUCAGCUGUUAGCGCUGGGAGCCGAGCCGUCUUUACGCAGCCGCUGGACGAAUAUGAAUGCUCUGCACUAUGCCGCAUAUUUUGACAUUCCUCCUCUCAUCCGGGUGGUUCUUCAGGCUUCACAGCCGGGAGAGGUGGAUGCAACCUGUAGUGAUUUUGACUUUGGCACUGCCCUGCAUAUCGCUGCCUCGAACAUGUGCACCGCUGCAGUGAAGUGUUUGUUGGAGCUGGGAGCCAACCCUGGUUUUAGGAAUGACAAGGGUCAGUGUCCUGCUGAUGUUGUUCCAGAUCAUCUGGACAUGCCUCUAGAUAUAGCUGAUGCUGCAGUCCAGGCUAAAGAGCUCCGCACAUUGCUACAGGAAGUUCUUCCUUGGCAAGACGCUCCCCUCCCUUUCCUGCCCGCCCGACCUCUAGGCCAACUCUCUGACAAGGCCCGUGCCCAGCUCUCAAGUAUGGGCCUUCACCUCGGAGAUAAAGUAGUCAUUGCUGGUCAAAAGGUUGGAACUCUGCGGUUCUGUGGCAGUACUGAGUUUGCUGGUGGUCUGUGGGCCGGAGUGGAGCUUCACCAACCAGUGGGGAAGAAUGACGGAUCAGUAGCUGGUGUUCAGUACUUCAUUUGCCCUAUUAAACAUGGAAUUUUUGCCCCCCUCUCUAAAGUCAGCAAGCUCUCUGAGCGCCGGAAAAACAGUCCCCGCCAGCCCUCUGCUCCCGUACCCCACCCAAAACGCAUCGACUUGGCGCGGGUUACGGCCAAGGUCAACACAGGUCUCCUUUCAUGCAGUUGCUCCACUUCUUCCUCCUCCCUGGAUUCCAGACAAACGUCCUCCAGGCGACCGCCACGCCCACCCCCACGGCAAAGACCGCCACUGCGCCCAUGGCAGGAGCGGACCCCUUCCAGCACCAGAUCCACCCCUCCUCCAUCCCGCUCCCUCAUUGAUACCCCACAUUCUGGGAUUGCUAGCAGCAGGACCCCUUCAGCGAGCAGCAUGGCACAUGAAAGCAUAGAGAUGCGCUUGGGGGAGCGCGUACUGGUGGUGGGACAGAGGACAGGAGUGGUCCGAUUUUACGGCAAAACAAGUUUCGCGCCAGGCUUUUGGUUGGGGAUUGAGUUGGACAAGCCAAGCGGGAAGAAUGACGGAUCUGUUAGAGGAGUGCGAUACUUCAGCUGUCCUCCGAAACAUGGAGUCUUCGCCCCUCCCUCACGAGUUCAGAGCAGGAUUCAUGGCUCAGUUGACUGCCUGUCAGAGCUGUCCUCCUCUCGGAUGAACUAUUCCUUUACAGGAAUUCGACGCACACUAAGCACUUCUUCAGCCAUAGCCACGCAGAGAGAACCAAGUCGGAAAGGUCAAGUUAGCAGGAACCGUUCCAGUAACUUGCGGCGCCGAUGGAGCACGGUAAGCGCUGGCUGGGGGUCAUCGAGAGCAAACAGCAGCGUUGGCACAGGGCCCAGCCGAGUGGGUGGCACCACCAGCUCCUCUGGCUCAGAUGGUACAGUCAAACUCCACCUGGGCAUGCAGGUCUUGCUAAUUAGUGGCAAUGUGAUGGGCACCAUCCGUUACAUUGGCACAGCUGACUUUGCCCCCGGCCUGUGGCUGGGCCUUGAGCUGCGGAGCCCGAAGGGAAAAAAUGAUGGAUCUGUGGGCAGCCGACGCUACUUCAGCUGCCGACCUGGCCAUGGGGUUCUGGUGCGACCCAGUAGGGUCACAUAUCGUGGUAUCAACGGAGCCAAGCUGGUGGAUGAAAGUAGCUGAGACCAUAGCUCUCUGCAGAAGCUUGGGCUAUCUAAUUCUCAACCCAUCUGUCUUUCUGUUAGUUUUGUUUUCAUGGAUUUGUGUGAAGACUUAAAGGGAUAAUUUACCCAUUUACACGCUCCUAUAUUGUCACAAACCCAUAUGACUUUCCUUUUUCUGUGGAACACAAAAGUAAAUAUUAAUAUUAUCCCUAUAAUAUUAAUAAUACAAAUGAAUGUUAAUAUAUCCCUAAGAAUAUUAGGAACCUAAAGUCCUCAUUCACUUUUUUUGUAUGGGAAAAAAAAAAGAAGUAAUUUUUGGUGAACUUGCACUUAAAGCCGACUUGAAAAGACAUUUUAUUCAGAACUGCACUUAAACUUUCAUAGCUGAUAAACUGAAAAAUGAAGUACUUUAUGAAUGGUUGAACAAAAGAAAUAUCAUUUAUGACAUUUUUUAUUAUUUUAAAGGAAUUCUUCACCCAAUUAUGACAAUUUUGUUAUUAUUUACACACCCUCAUGUUGUUCAGUACCUGUUUGACUUUCUCUCUCCCAUGCAACACAAGUGACCACGUCUGCCAAGCUCAUAAAAGGACAAAAAGUACCUUACAGGUAAUCCAUAGGACGUGCACUUUAUUCAAAGUCUUACGCAGUCAUACGAUGGCUUUGUGUAAGGAACAACACAAAAUGUGUUAUUCACUAAAGUUCAAAGCACAAUCUAUGAAUCUGAAGGCAGAUGCAAAUAAGAUUAGAGAUUCAUUGGUCAAAAAUGGCAUAAAGUCGGUUCCUCACACAGGGUUGACAGGCAUGUUCACCAUGAACUGUUGUUGUAUAGAAAAGAGCUGGCUUUCAGGAAAAUACUUUUUUGCUUUUUGUGUUCCACCAAAAUAGCAUAUGGCUUUGGAAUAAUUUUUAUUUAAUUAUGUUCUUUGGGUGAGAACUAUCCUUGCUGAGAAUGUUUUAAUUUUAGCUGGAGGUUUCAGUUGAGAUUGGAUAUGAGAAACUAAACCGUUAAUAAAUGGAAUGUGGAGGAAGACAAUAACUUGAAAAGCAGCAGGAUUUAAGUAGUUCAGACGAUUUAAUAACUUUCAACUGUGAUAAUAUCAGCUUCUCAAAUCCUCCCUAAAGUGUUUUCACAAAGCAUAGUGUAGUUUGUAAGCUCUUGUCAAUAGGACACACUUCAGAACAUGGCAUUUGCAUUCAGAAACUUGUAAUCUUUCAUCUUUGUUCGAGAGCACUUAAUGAUAAGCACUUUAACGCUAACGUAAUCCAAUCAGAAAUCUUCAAUUCACUGUACUUGAAAUUUCAACAGAUAGUGCAGUAGUUGUUCCUUACAGGUUUGAUCAGGGUUUUAUUUUUUUAUUUAAUUUAUCAUUAUGAAAAAAAAAAAACUUUUAAACCCAUAAACAAAAUGACAUUUUGCAUAAAAACAUUUUGCCUUUAUUGUGGCAUUAUUUAUAUUUUCGUCACAAUUAAGAACAUUUUGUUUACUUAGUUGCACUAUAAUAUAUAUAUAUAUAUAUAUAUAUAUACAGUGGGUAUGGAAAGUAUUCAG